AUGAGUCCGCUACAGCUGGUGACCGCUCUCCUUUUGGUAUCUCGGAUUAGGUCGGGUAUUGGCCAGUUGCCUGAGAAUGGCUGUUCUCCGCUUUUUGAGUACCAGGGCUACCAAGGGCAGUACAUCGGCCAAGUGAAAGUUAUUCACCCGUUUGUCAAAAAGCAGUCACUGAUUCUUAAGUUCUCCCAGCAGGGAUCUCACGACUUUGAGGGUUCUGCUGGCACAAUUCAUUUGGUGGAUGACAGAGACAAGGCCGAAAGUAAUCUUCGCAAAGGCUUACCAAUUCGAUACCGUGUUGAUUUCCCUAUUCCUACAAUCCCGCCCAAGAUAACUAGCCUACAAGUGAAUGGCAUUGAGCUAUGCAGUGGCGCAGAAUAUCCCGAACCUCGUGAAGGCAUAACUGGCGAGUAUACUUGGGAGCUCAGAACUUCACCUGUGCCUGUGUCACCAAAACCAAGGAUCAACUCGGAUGAUGGAGAGGUUCAGCCAAGAAACAUCAUGAGUGCUGGAGAGGAUGAUUGGACUUUAAUUAAUACUGCUUCCCAGCUGACAAUUAGGAAUCCUGAUCGUGCUGCCGAUCCUCAACCGACGAUUAGAAAUCUGGUUCCCCAGCAAACCGACCCAUCCGAAGAGUAUCCCUGCGGACGUGUGCGACAUGAGAAGACCAGUACGACGCCACUAAUAUUCCAGGGAAACAGUAUAGAACGUGGGCAACUUCCCUGGUUGGUGGCCAUCUUCGAGCGGCGGGAUAGAAACGGACCCCGCUUCAUCUGUGGUGGGUCACUGAUCUCCACUUCCUCAGUUCUCUCGGCGGCUCACUGUUUUCGAGUUCCUAAAAAGGAAUUGACUGCCGAUCGCCUGGCCGUCUCCCUGGGUCGAACAAGCCUGGCUCUUCACUCCCCCGGAGAAGAUCGCGAGGUGUCCCAGUUAAUCAUUCACGAAAACUUCAAGUUUGAGCAGUUCACUGAGGCCGAUUUGGCACUGAUCAAGUUGGAUGCACCGGUGGAUUAUUACGACUACAUAAUACCCAUUUGCCUGUGGAGCACCAGCAGUCGGUUGGAUCUGCCCCAGGGACACAACACCUAUGUAGCUGGCUGGGGACCCGAUGAGUCGGGAACCGGGCACACAGAUGUGGCCAAGGUCACCGACCUGAACAUCGUAAUCGAGUCGGGCUGCCGCCUGGAGCUGGCCCCUGAACUGGUGCAGCCGAGUAGCCUGUGUGCCAAGAGGGCGGGGGCAGGACCCUGUACCAGCGAUGGAGGUGGACCACUGAUGCUGAAGGAACAGGAUGUGUUUAUUUUGCGAGGAGUGACCUCCGCGGGACAAAUCGACGAAGAGAGACGCACCUGCGAUCUAACCAAACCCUCUGUAUUCACCGACGUUGCCAAGCACAUUAACUGGAUUCGCCAGAAUAUGUGGAACUAA
Molecule: messenger RNA, 1425 nt
Organism: Drosophila takahashii
Lineage: Eukaryota; Metazoa; Arthropoda; Insecta; Diptera; Drosophilidae
Product: mastin-like
Biological process (GO): proteolysis
Molecular function (GO): serine-type endopeptidase activity
Source: RefSeq, a predicted model, not a curated record